CCCACCAGACAGACAAAGAGACAGAGCGUCUGAGAGGAGUAGGAGACGAAAAGAGAGAGAGAGAGAGAGCAGAAGGAGCAGAGACAAAGAGGGGUAGAUACAUAAAGAGGCUCGGAGGAAUUGAUGGAAUGACAGUCUGGUGGCAGGGGACACACCAAGAGACAGGAGGGAGGGUGCAUGAGGCAGAGAAAGAGACACUAGAAGGGAUGUAAAAUAGGCAGCUUCGGUGACAGCGUAGACAAAGGUAGCUUCAGAGUGCCGGGUAUUUUAUUCACACACACUCACACACUCGCUCUCGCUCCCUCUCUCUCCCUCUCUGCCUCUCUCUCUCUCGCAUACAUCCUCUUCCUCUUUCACUCACUCACUCACGCACACAUGCCCUCGAGCAGAAGCAGCAGAGCCGUGUGGGUGUGAAGCAGCAUGAGAAGUGAUAUCUGUACUUCCGCGCAUACAGCUGAUGGACUAACUUAAUCACAAAUUACGCGCGCAGACUGCACACGAGCACUCGUUAGAGCACCUUGAUUAGAGACGCACAAGCACACACAACCUUUCGGCAGCCAGGAGUCAACAUGGGUAUCGUGAUGGGAACAUUUUCCUUGCCUUCCAAACAAGUGUCCUACCAUAAAGACAAAGCUGACGAUGACUUGGAGAUGACCAUGGUGUGCCACCGACCGGAGGGCCUCGACCAGUUAGAAGCCCAGACCAACUUCAGUAAAAGGGAGCUCCAGGUGCUCUACAGGGGCUUCAAGAAUGAGUGUCCAAGUGGUGUUGUCAACGAGGACACCUUCAAGCAAAUAUACUCCCAGUUCUUCCCACAUGGAGGUGAAGAGCGAGUGUGUGUUGAGAUGUUUACAUCUGUACUGGUCUUUGUGUCUGUUUUCCAUCAUUCUUCUUCUUCUUCUUCUUCUCCUGCAGAUGCCAGCACCUACGCACACUUCCUGUUCAACGCGUUUGACACAGGGAAUACAGGUUCCAUAAAGUUUGAGGACUUCGUAACAGCUCUGUCCAUCCUGCUGAGGGGCUCCAUCACCGAGAAGCUCCAGUGGACGUUCAACCUCUACGACAUCAACAGAGACGGAUACAUCAACAAAGAUGAGAUGACCGACAUCGUCAGAGCAAUAUAUGACAUGAUGGGGAAGUACACGUACCCUGCCUUGAAAACGGACGCACCCAAACAGCAUGUGGAUGCUUUCUUUCAGAAAAUGGACAAAAACAGAGACGGUGUGGUCACCCUCGAUGAAUUCAUCCUUUCCUGUCAAGAGGAUGAAAACAUCAUGCGGUCUCUGCAGCUCUUUGAAAAUGUCAUCUAGGCAACGCACGCGAGGGAGACAAUAGACGAAGCGCGAAGGGGAGAAAACGACAACGGGAGAGAGGGCGAGAGGGAAUCUCUGAAGAAAAAGGGCCAUGUUAAUUUGUGAGUGAAGGGAAACAAGGAGCCUGUCACUAUCUGUGAGCCAGCGACCCGCAAAACCGCAUGGACGACUUCUCUCUGUAACAAACCUGUGGCAACAAGCCAUCACCGGUCUUGGAAAAUGUCCUUCAGACUUUUUUUUAUGUUUUUUGGCUUUACCUUUCUGUGAGCGUUUACCUCGUCUCCAUCUCCCUCGUCUGUCGCUGUUGUAACAGUUGCCGUCGUCUUGGACAGUGUGUACUUCAUGCCACUGUGUAGAUACUGCCCCUCUCAUAUUUGGUCGAACACCCUUCCGACUUAAUUGUUAUCUAGCAGGAACGGGCAUUCCUCCUAAAAGCAUCAACGAGAUGCACACUUUGCUCAUUAGAGGCUUAAAUAAUAUGGGCAAUAUUACGAAGCACAGAGGCCUACAUGUGUGUGCGCCGUGACAACUUGGUGGCGAGGUACUCUCUGUAAAGGGUAAUAUUUGGGGAGCCAGGUGUGUCAUCAAGAGGUUUGCAGAACUGAAGUGACCUCAGCCAGCUUGCGGCAGUCCUACAUCUAGUGCAAACUCGCAAAGAGCCUUCAGAAGCCUCCUUAACUCCUACUGUGUGCCCCCCGUGUUGUCAAUCAGUGUUUGGACAUUGUAACGACUUUUAGAUAUUUAAAUGUCGUGUUCGUGGCUUCUCCUCGCCGUCUGGAAUCAUUCGUGUCUGUGUUUCUGAUUCUCACUCCCCGUCCGUCUUUCUGUCUGACCGGACAUGACUUUUGUAAUUAUUCCACCUGAUGUUUAUUGUUCAAUUCAGAGCCCGAUUACACAUGGAAAGCAAUAUGCAGGGAUGUGCAUGUGUUCGUGUGUGUGCUGUCCUGAUGUAAAGUUCCCGUUUGCCUGAAUAUUAAAAGUGUUAUUUAUCCUAGCAUGUAGUAGCUUCAUCUCGUGGACGUUGCGGUCAAGUCCAGCUGAACUGACUGUGUUUUUGCUCGGGAGGAGGGUUUCAUCUUCUCCGGCUCUGUCUGUUUAAAAAAAAAAAAAAAAAAAGUCGACUCAGACUGACCAACUUUUCACUGUGAGGGAGACACACUGGGAGGAGGACGGGAUAUACGGACGAGAGCAAAGACCUUUUCACUGAUUCUGGAGGAAACGGAAGCCAUGUUUCAAACAAGAGCCAUCGUUUUGGAGAUAAAGCAGGGCAAAAAUACACACUUCUGAAUGAUUUACUGUCACGCCCACUCACUGUGCUACCAGCGAUGUAACAAAUAUUCCUGCAGAGACGCGUCGCUGCUCGUCUCAAAUGUACCCAGGCACACUUCCAGACAGACUGACAGACAGGAAGACGGACAGAUCCACAGGCACACAGACAGACGCUCACAAUGGUCAGAAUGAAAUAAUGUGUGUGUUGAGAUAUUGUAUAAAAUCAUUAUAUUUAUCAAUAAACUUUUCAGGAAACAAAAUGAA
Messenger RNA from Mugil cephalus (flathead mullet), 2846 nucleotides. RefSeq names its product Kv channel-interacting protein 1-like. The record is from RefSeq and is a predicted model, not a curated record. NCBI's taxonomy places the organism in Eukaryota, Metazoa, Chordata, Actinopteri, Mugiliformes, Mugilidae. Gene Ontology annotation, molecular function: potassium channel regulator activity; transmembrane transporter binding; calcium ion binding. Gene Ontology annotation, cellular component: voltage-gated potassium channel complex. Bases 570 to 1310 code for a protein of 246 amino acids. The transcript has 7 exons. Gene Ontology annotation, biological process: regulation of potassium ion transmembrane transport.